UUUAACGGAAGUUACGCAGGGUUUUGUUUACCAGCACGAAUGAAAGUACCCAAAGAGUAAAUAAAAACAGACCGUCAGGAAAAUCACUUCCUGGAUCGGUAACACCGUGUCCAUAUGGCCAUAUUUUACUGAAGUACAAUGGAGGAGAAAGUCAACUCUGUGGAAAUUGUCACAAGAGAGAAGAUUGACGCGUGGAAUGUGUUCGAUUCUCACAAUCCUAAUCAGACGGUGUGUCCCCACUGCCAGAACGCCACUGUUCCCGUGGUUGUUUAUAAGAUGGGAUUCCUACCUCCUCUGCUGACCUGGUUCAUGAUCCUUACAUGUAUUUUCAUUAUUUUUGCUUGGCUUCCAUUAUUGGACAGAAGACUGAAGACCAUUAUACACUACUGUCCUAUCUGUAAUCGUGAAAUUCGACGUCUUACCAGGAUGUGACAUAUCCAGCUUCUAGAUCUGCCUGUUUUAUGCUACACUAUGUGUCAAAGACUCUAUGAUGUCAGACUGCAGCAGUGAUAUUCUAAUGUAUGACCACUAUCUAAGAAUCCCUUGUUUUAAUUGUUAAAAUGUCAAGUUUAAUUUCCUGACCAUUUGCUUUAUAGUAUCCGUUCACGUACAUGUAAAGCAUAUCGAUAUGUAUCAUAAGACCCGUGUUUUGUAUUGUAGUUUUGUUUCUCUUCCUUGUUAUCCAGUUUACCUCAUCACCCAACUUACAUUUAAAGCACUGCAUUGGCUGAAACCUUGUAAAAACCUUGAUUAUUGUCAUCAUAAUAAUCACCAGUAUAUCUAUUGAUAUUUUUGGCAAUACUUGCUAUUGCUUUUGUUCUUCUAUGUUCAUGUAUUUAUAUUAUUAUAAAAUUAUAAAUAUUGUAUGGUCAUUGAAAUCUUAUAUAUGGGAGAGGAAUAUCUAAGUUUUGGAACUUGUGUCCAAUCCCUUUGACAUAUUGUCAAUAAAAUACAUACAAAACAAAUACCGGUAAAUCGGAAGCCUUAGUGCGUUCAUGUGUCUAUUAACCUGAAGCACAAUUUUGUUGUAAUAAAUUUAUUUUUUAUGAUGAUAA
This is a messenger RNA of Saccostrea cuccullata (small rock oyster), 1055 nucleotides long. RefSeq names its product LITAF domain-containing protein-like. The record is from RefSeq and is a predicted model, not a curated record. NCBI's taxonomy places the organism in Eukaryota, Metazoa, Mollusca, Bivalvia, Ostreida, Ostreidae. Gene Ontology annotation, molecular function: zinc ion binding. The transcript has 3 exons. Gene Ontology annotation, cellular component: nucleus; cytoplasmic side of lysosomal membrane; cytoplasmic side of late endosome membrane. Bases 139 to 432 code for a protein of 97 amino acids.